Messenger RNA from Penicillium mononematosum, 1701 nucleotides. It is a transcript of the gene gmdA, whose product is annotated as putative general amidase GmdA. The coding region runs from base 1 to 1701 and encodes 566 amino acids. The transcript has 4 exons. Lineage: Eukaryota; Fungi; Ascomycota; Eurotiomycetes; Eurotiales; Aspergillaceae. The record is from RefSeq and is a predicted model, not a curated record.
AUGACUGGCACAUCCUGGAAACUGAAAGGCGAAGCCAAACGCCAGUCAAUUCUAAAUGCCAUCCCCGAGAAUUGGCGACUGGAAUCUCCUGUCCCUCCCGCUACAGAACUACGAGAUGUUACAGGGGAUUAUAUUCGACAAUACCUCACCGAGCACGAGAUUACUAUCACGGAGACAGAUGCCGUAGACAUUGUGGCGCAGACAUCUACAGGCCGCUGGUCAGCCCUGGAAGUGACAGAAGCCUUCUGUCACCGGGCUGCACUGGCUCACCAGCUCGUCAACUGUCUCCACGAGGUAUUCUUCGAAGCCGCAAUUCAAGAUGCCAAACAGCAAGACGAAUACUUCGCAAAACACAAAACCCCUAUAGGACCCCUACAUGGCCUACCAGUGAGUCUAAAAGACCAAUUUCACGUGAAAGGCGUGGAAACCACGAUGGGCUACGUAGGCUGGAUAAACACCUUCCAAGGCCAACAGGACGACCCGCGCAGCGGCACAGAAGAAAGCGAACUCGUCCGCGAGCUACGCAAUCUAGGCGCAGUCCUGUACUGCAAGACCAGCGUGCCAGCCACCCUAAUGGUCGGCGAAACCAUGAACAACAUCAUCGGCUACACCUGGAAUCCCAAGAACCGCCUGCUGUCCAGCGGCGGCAGCUCUGGCGGCGAGGGCGCCCUGCUUGCGCUCCGCGGCUCGCCUGCUGGCUUCGGCACUGAUAUCGGAGGUAGUGUGCGCAUCCCCGCUGGGUUUAAUUCCCUGUAUGGGAUUCGUCCUUCGGCGGGUAGGAUUCCUUACCAAGGUGCUGCGAACUCGUUGGAUGGCCAGGGGUCUAUAUUGUCUGUUAUUGGGCCGAUUGCGCCGACUGCGCGGUCGUUGACGUUCUUGUUCAAGGCUGUUCUUAGUCAGGAGCCUUGGUUGCAUGAUCCGCUUGCGUUGGAGCUACCGUGGAGGGAUGAGGUUGUUCGGGAAACUAGGGCGUUGAUUGAGGAGGGUCGUGCUGGGUCGUCGACGCUUGCGUUCGGCAUUAUGAAAUACGAUGGUUUGGCACUUGUUCAUCCGCCUAUUGCGCGUGGGCUCAGGAUUGUUGAGAAAACGCUACGGCGGUUGGGUCACCGCGUUGUGGAGUGGACGCCUCCUUCUCACUCAAUUGCCAACGAACUACUUGGUAAAAUAUUCAAUAUGGACGGCGGCGCAGACGUGAAGUAUCAUUUGGGUCUAUCUGGAGAACCUCAAGCCCCGGAAAUAGUCUGCGACGAAAAUGGUACUCAGAUGUCGGCAUCUGAGAUUGCGGCGCUCAAUGUUGCGAAACGUGAGUAUCAGAAACAGUAUCUGGACUACUGGCAUAGCACAACCGAAGUGACAGGCACCGGCCGCCCUGUUGAUGCGCUCUUUUGUCCAUUGGCACCUCAUGCGGCAGUUAUUCCCGGCGAAUUCAAGUCUGUGGGAUAUACUGGAUUUGUGAAUGUGCUUGACUAUACUAGCCUUGCGAUCCCAGUCACAUUUGCGGAUAAGAAGAUCGAUGUGCGCUCGGCUAAUGAGUCUGUGGAUGAUUCUGAGCAUAUUCAGUGGGAUUAUGAUGCCGAGGCCUACGAUGGGGCCCCGGUGGGGGUGCAAUUGGUAGGCAGGAGGUUGCAGGAAGAGAAGAUGUUGACACUAGCUGAGUAUUUGGGAGAAGAGAUUGCUCGAGACACGAAAGAGAGAGCCUGA